Molecule: messenger RNA, 2145 nt
Organism: Fusarium poae
Lineage: Eukaryota; Fungi; Ascomycota; Sordariomycetes; Hypocreales; Nectriaceae
Exons: 6
Coding region: 1-2145 (714 amino acids)
Biological process (GO): phosphate ion transport; transmembrane transport
Cellular component (GO): membrane
Molecular function (GO): phosphate transmembrane transporter activity
Source: RefSeq, a predicted model, not a curated record
AUGCCAGACUACGACGACGACAUGCUCCCCGAGCCUGCUUCCGGCUCUCACCAGGAUCGAACUUGGGGCGGCAACAACGCUUUUCACAACUUCUUUAACGAUUUCUCUCACAUCCCUGACCCCAAUCUUCGCCGCCGUCUUGCCUUGUCUGAGAUUGACAAGGUUCCUUUUGGCGCAUACCAUAUCCGUGCUGUUUUAGUAGCUGGUGUUGGCUUUUUCCUGGAUUCAUAUGAUAUCUUUGCUAUCAACCUCAUCACAAUACUCCUAGGAGUUGUGUUUUGGGGGGAUCCAAAUCCUCAAAACGGUUUCAGCGGCAAUGAUGGCUACCUCCCUGACCGAGUGAACCAAGCUUUCAAGGCAUCCACCAGUGCUGGAAUUGUGGUGGGCAUGAUAGUAUUUGGAUGGCUGGCAGAUGGUUUUGGUCGACGACGUAUGUAUGGUGUUGAAUUGGCCAUCAUUAUCAUGGCCACACUCUGCUGUGCUCUUAUUUCCUCGAGCCCUGCUAUGGGGUCAACCGGUCUCCUGAUCUUCUGGCGCAUCAUCAUGGGAAUUGGCAUCGGCGGCGACUAUCCAUUAUCCAGUGUAAUUACAUCUGAAUUCGCACCGACAAGGUGGCGUGGUGCUAUGGUUGCUGCUGUCUUCUCUAUGCAGGGACUUGGACAGGUUGCAGCUGCUAUUGUCGCCCUGAUUACUACUGUCGCAUUCAAGAGUGCCUUUGUUGGUGUUGCUGACGAAAGUCAAUGCGGCUACGAAUGUCGAUUAGCUGCUGAUCGAGCAUGGCGAAUCAUUGUUGGAGUCGGCGCCAUUCCUGCUUGUGCCGCCCUCUACUACCGUAUUACGAUUCCCGAAACGCCUCGAUAUACAUUCGACGUUGAACUCGACGUUGAAAAAGCCGACGCCGACAUCAAAGCGUACGUAGCGAGCAAGUCCAAGGGGUCAUUCGAUGUGGUUCAUCAGGUCCGAUCUAAGCGCUCGUCUACGCGCGGUCUCAAUGUACCGCGUGCAUCGUGGUCCGAUCUCAUUGCUUUCUUCCGCCAAUGGACCAACUUGAAAAUGCUUCUUGGCACAACCCUCUCGUGGUUCUUCCUGGAUCUGGCCUUUUACGGUCUAGGACUCAACAACACCUUUAUCCUCCACGCUGUCGGUUAUGGUGCUGGCAACAAUCUUUUUGACAAGCUCCAAAACCAAGCGGUGGGGAUGAUUAUCUUGACUUGUGCUGGCUCGCUUCCCGGCUACUGGACGGCGAUUCUCACCGUCGACACCUUCGGUCGCAAGCCAUUGCAAGUUGUGGGAUUCCUUCUUCUCACAAUUCUCUUUUGCGUUCUUGGUUUUACAUACAACAAUUUGACUCAGGGGGGCUUGCUCGCACUGUACAUCGUUGGGCAGUUUCUUUUCAACGCCGGCCCGAACACAACCACGUUCAUCGUCCCUGGCGAAUGCUUCCCGACCCGAUAUCGCUCUACCGGACAUGGAAUCAGUGCUGCUAUGGGCAAGAUUGGCGCUAUCGUUGCCCAAGCUAUUAGCAUCCCGAUGGUCCGCCAAGGAGCCUCCGAGAAUUGCAAGGACGCCGACUGCACACCAAACCUGCACCGAUUGCUUCAGCUCUUUGCUCUUUUCAUGCUGUUUGGUACCUUUGCCUCUUUGUUGAUUCCCGAGACUAAGGGUAUGACAUUGGAGGAGCUUUCUGGUGAGCCUAGGACGAGUUACAACUCGGGAUGUAACGGAAGCAUAAGUCUUGGUUCGCCUAAACUCAGGGCGUGGAAUCCUUUCCGUGGCGGCCAGCCUGCAGGAUUCUCGUAUCCUAGAUCCAGAGUGGGACAGUUUCGAAAGAGCGACCGUGUUGGCAUCAUGACGUCGCCGGAGCUCAUGGCCGAAACAUCUCGACUUCGAAAGACGCGUCUCUGGAGGAGACAUCGCAAGGCCAAGUCGAGCAGUGGUACCGAUAUCGCCCUGAGUACCCGAAGCUCGGGCACAGCAGACGACGAUAUCUUCCCGGCAGGGCCACCUGCUACUACAACAACCAGUCCUCCUCCGCCGCCUCCGCCGAGUUGGGGAGCAGGCUGGGGACGGAUAGACCGGGGAGGACCACCUCCAUUGUUGAACUCGGUUCAGCUACAGGAUGUCGGUAGCCUUCUCACAAAAUGA